ACGUCCAAACGGAGCAGUCCGAGGAAAACUUGUGAGUUGUUUCGCUUCUGAGUUAGCAGCUGAUUUUGUGUCCCUAUGGCCGAGGAGCCGGACGCCGAGGAGACCCAGCCCAGAGGGAUUCUGAAGGACAACUGGGUGGAGGAGAGAGCAGUGGCUGCUCUCAACAUCGACGACAAGAAGAAGAGCAUCCGGCUGAGCGGACACGACGGGCUCAUCACCAUAAACCGAGGGUGCAAAAUGGAGACUUUAUCUCUGUUCGGUGCUUCUUACGUCCCUCCCAAGAGUCCGGGAGUGAGGGUCAAAGGCGUCAGGAAGGAGCUGCUGGAGAAUCAUUUAUCCCAGAUGAUGCGACAGAAGAUUCUGGCCGAGCUGAAGCCGGUAGGAGAGUAUCUACCGGAGUACGGGACCACACAUCAGAGGCAUUUCUGCGCUCCAGGAUUCGUCCCCAGCAAAGCGAAACCGUCGACGGAUCACGACUACAGAAACGAGGAGGCCAUCACGUUCUGGAGCGACAACUACCAGCAGAUCCAGCGCGUGUCGGCCAUCAAGAACCCCAACGAUCCUUUCAAGAAGUCGUCUCUGUUCAGCACCAGGAUCCAGGACCGGCUGGAUGACGAGGAGCCGUGACGCCUGAGCUCCUCCUGCAGUUCCUCACCUGUCCACCAGACAGGAAGUGAUGUCAGCAGCUCUCACCCUCUCCGUUGGACUCCAUGCGGGACGCCGUGUUGACGGUGUCUCCGAACAGGCAGUACCGCGGCAUCUUCAGCCCCACAACGCCAGCGCACACCGGACCUGAGGAACCGAGACGGUCAGAGG
Poeciliopsis prolifica (blackstripe livebearer) is the source of this 816-nucleotide messenger RNA. Its product is annotated as sperm-associated antigen 8-like. The record is from RefSeq and is a predicted model, not a curated record. Bases 76 to 627 code for a protein of 183 amino acids. Gene Ontology annotation, molecular function: microtubule binding. Gene Ontology annotation, cellular component: cytoplasm; nucleus. Gene Ontology annotation, biological process: positive regulation of transcription by RNA polymerase II. Lineage: Eukaryota; Metazoa; Chordata; Actinopteri; Cyprinodontiformes; Poeciliidae. The transcript has 7 exons.